AGACUCUUCAGAGUCAUUUUGUUAUUAACAACAUUUUGUUUUGCGUUUUUAUUAUAUUUUCCACAUUUCUCCUACGAUACUUAACAGGCACCUCGUUAAAAUUUCCUUCCUUUAAAGUCUCUUUUUGGGAUUUACAUUCCUAUUCAAACAUACUCUUUUGUUCCCUCUCUAUUAACUUAAAGUCACUUUUCAAGUACUUACAAGUUAUUAGGACGAAGAUUUACGUCAUUGAUUCGAGUCCUUGUUUCCCUAGUAUUUUUGACGUAACAAGAUAUAUAUAUGUCUCGAAUAUUUUUACUUCUAACUUUUUAUAUCUUAUUCCUUAGCCCGGUAGCUUAUUCUAAUUUUGACGGCAGAUGUUGCUACUCCUUGGGGUUUCUUCGGGUUAGGUAUAGUAAGAAGAUGACAUUUAAAUAAAAUAGAAAGGCAGAUAAGAAGAAGACGAUGGGAAAAAGGAACGCAAAGAAAUUACUUCAGACAUUUUAAAAGGUCCAUUAUUUUAUUUUCAAAAUCAUCACAAACUUCUAGUCUUCGUGGAACACAUGGUUUUCUUACUUUAAAUAAACAGUCUUUUUUUCUAUUACAUAGUUAAUAUUUGAUAUUUUCAAGCGCCUUCUGCCAGAGCUGAGAUGUUGAGAUCGUUGUCGGCCAUGUUGAUAAACUGAAAAAACGAGGGAGGAUGCGUUCACCAAAACUUCACUGCACUGUACACUGUUGUCUAGGGUCUCUAGAUUGCCACCGUCUUACUAGCGAAUAGCCAAUCAUGAUUAUGUAUUACACUACAGUACACUACACUGCGCGCUGUCAACUGAGCGGCUCAAGUGUAACCCAUUAGUUGAUGGACAUUAUAAAUAAAAACUCGAGAAAUGUGCGUGAUAGCUCGUUGCUAUACGCAUAUCUUCGUUGAUAUUCAAUAAAUGAAACCGAUAAUUGGAUCAGUGGAAAGCUGAUACGCGAUUUAUAUUAUGUAACUAAGGCCAGUUUUCAUCUAAUUUAUCGCGUAAGUUUAUUAGCCAAGAAAAAAGGACUGGAGGUAGUGGAAGGGGAAGUUGCGUGGUGUAUAGAUACUUGGUAGCUUUCGGCAUUCUUUCGCGUAUGAAACGUGUACUUGGCCAAUACGCUACCGCGUAUCUCCAUUUCGUAGAAUCUGCUAUAUGUUCCUCGCAAUACAGCUAAAGUCGUAAAGCGGUUUUUUUCUGCGUAUUCGUACGUUAUUAUUUUUUUAUAUCCAAUUAUGACUUCUUAAAUGUUUCACUCUGCCUUUCCAUAGUUCUGAAACUUUUAUUACGAAGAUGAUAAAUAAAGAAUCAUAUAAUGAGUUGUCUGCAAGUAUUAAUAACGCGUAGGGCUGCAACAAUGUACUGGACCUCUAGCUUCAUCGCUCUCAUUACUAUCGCAUUAUUCAUAAGAGACCUACGGUGCAUUAUACAUACCCAUCACUAAUGUAUAUUGCUUAGGAAUAUUAUUUUUUCUCAUACGAAAUCAAUACAGCCCAGUGUGGUAAGAAGAAAAGGUACAAGCAUUUACCUCUCGACGUUCUCUUGUACUAAUAUCGAUGUCCCAACGAAGAGUUUCGGAUAUUUUUGAGCAACCAGUUGUUUCUGAUACAUAUUACCUUGGAUUCAACCUCAAGUGCCUUAUAUUUUGUGGUUUGUGGAAUCCAUAUAACAGUCAUGGAAAAUGGCUGUAUAAUGCUUACACAGUAGUUAUUGUUUUGUUAUUGCCGUUGGUGAAACUGGAGGGCUAUGUUAUGUCAAUGCGAAAUCCGCAACAGUCUUUCAUCCAACAGACAUUACAGAUCUUUAUAAUAUCAGUAUUUAGUGUCGGCUGGCUUAAACAUGUAAAUCUUCUAUGGCAUCAAUCAGAUAUUGCAUUCAUUGCUACUGUAUUUCAUUGGGAAAGAUCUGUCGUCUGUUCAGCAGAAGUUGCUCUUUACAGAAACAAAGUUUUGACGGACACAAUGAAAUUUCUGAAGAAAUGGACUACAAUAUGGUUGUGGCUUAUUAUUUUUGAUACGCCGUUAAUCUACCGGGAUAACUUGGAUGGAAAUGUACUGGCUCUACCAAUAAGCUUCACAAUAUUCAGACACUACGUGGAAGAGAUGAAUUUUUUUACUGCAUUAUUCAUAGAUUGGCUAACAUUAAUAACGUUUUCUUGGUCAGUAAUAGCAAAUGACAGCCUGUUUCUCACUCUCAUGCUCCACAUGAGAGCGCAAUUAAAGAUUCUUAACUUCCGUCUUAAAAGAUGUGCAAAUCCUGUACGUGACUACCAAUGCGCUACUACUCUACCCAGUAAUUUUGAGUGUCCUAAUCGAAAUGUGAAUAUACGACAGCCCAACAGGAUUCAGGAAUUCAUUAUUUGUAUUCAACACUAUCAAAAACUGUUCGGAUUAAUGCGUAUAUUGAAUAGAAUAUAUGGAUCAGUGCUUUUACCACAGCUACUUUCAAGUAUAAGCCUAAUAGCUCUCAUCGGAAUUCACGUCUUUGUGACCCAAACCAUAAAUCCCAAAGAACCAAGUUCUGCUCUAGUCCUUCUCCUGAGCCUUGCCAGUGCCUUGAUGGAAGUGGGGGUGUACUGUUGCGGAGGUGACACUGUAAUUGUGGAAAGUGAUCUCACCAAAUUGGCUGUAUAUAACUCUUAUUGGUAUCUGGAAGACACAGAAUUUAAAACUACUCUGAUAACUUUUUUGGCCAUGGCUCAGCAACCGUUUUCUAUCAGAGCUGGUGGGAUUUUUGAAAUUUCAUUAGUUACAUUAAAAAGUGUAUUCUCAAAGUCUUACUCAGCAAUGGCGAUUUUGCAGAGGUCCCUUGGAUGAAAUAGUGGAUGGACAAUGUUAAACUGUGAAUCUUGCGAGUAUAUAAGUGAUAAUUACGUAGUCACAUUGAAAUAUUUUCUACAAUUGUGUUUGAGAUCAUCAAGUUUAAAGAAAUGUAAUUUUUCGUUAUUUCAAGUCAGAAAUAGAGACAGCGAGAUUGUCAGAUAUUGUAUUAUCUAUUACUUGUAUCUCUGUUAUCGGCUUCCUGGGGGAAAUACCGUGGACUCAUAGACCCAAUCCUGCUUAAAUCUUCAAGUGGCGAGCAAUCACUUGACACCCGUGCUUUUUUGAUAAGCUAUCUCACGUACUGUCUUGUGUGCGGAAAAAGGCGUACUUGCUACCUCUACAUUAUCUCUCAAUUUCUGUAUUUCUGCAAGUAAUGUUUUCGUUUGGGAAUGUUUGCAAACAAUUCUGUAUUGAAUACGUAUUAUCUCGAAUGUUGAUAUAGGCAUUGUCUCAAUCAUUUGGAAAUUUUAUUAUUCUAUUUCAAAAUAAGAUUGCUUCGAGAGUUUCAUUUGAAGUCACUAAAUUUUUAAUAAAUUUUCAUCUCCAAAUAUUCGCGAUAGGAAAUGCAUUUGGAGAAUAUGCAAUGGAUUCAUGGCUUCUUCUCAUCAGAAUCCUCGAGAUCAGCAGCUGUCAUGGAACAAAUCGCCUUAGGCAUCGCAGCGCAAGUGGGCAGUGGUGGAAGAUCACAUCUACAUUUAAUGCAGGAGUCCCCUGAGACGUGAUUGACUUCAUCUCCGAAUUUCAUUGUGAAAUUACCAAUCUGACAAUCCAUUGAUAUUCCUGGAGGAUCUGGAAUUACAUCGUCUCUCGGCUCAACUUUGUCGCCGUCUUCCUCUGUAAAAGGAAAUUGAGGACAACUGUCAAUGUAAAUCGUUAUUAAUGUACCGAACGAUGAUCAGGGAAUUCUACUUACGACAACGCCAAUCGUGAUGACAAUCCAACCUGGGAUCUUGACCCAUACUGAAAACUGGGGCACAACGAUUUCGAAUGUUGUCUCCAUUCCACAGUUCAAUUCCGCAAUUCUCAAGACUAUAAUCCUUGCAGAAAGGUGCCACAUUUUCACCUGGUGCAGAAAAGGAAUUUAACUUUCGUAAGAAAUUAAAAAUGGUCACAUAAAAAACCAUAAUUGAUCGCAACGAAGUUCGAGAUUUAUGCAAAAAUGCAAACAAAAAAAAACACAAUUACUAUUUUUUCAUUGCGAGGAACUAUAUUAAAACUCUUUAUUGGUCGCUGCAAUAUUGUUAAGAUAAGAUUUAAGAUUUUGAUUUUUCUUCUAAACUGAUAAAUGGAUUUUCUCAUUACCUUUGUAAUCAGGACCGCAAUAACAGGAUUUUCUGGGCUCUCCCUCUGGCUGGAAGUAUUGCCCAUCGAGAUAGGUCUUUCCAUCUACUUCACACUUGGCAAUAUCCUCUGGAUUUGGAGCUGCGUAUCAUGUUGAUAACCAUUAAUGAACCUCAAUAAAUUUCCCUAAUUCUUUAAAAAUGAAAAUGUAUAAGAUGGUACUAACGGCAAGUCUCGGGUCCUGGCGCACACGCGGUAGCAUCUUGAGGUCGGAAGCAACCGGGCGUUAUCGGGAUGUAUGGAACUGCGUGAAGAGCGCAUGAGAACCGAGCCCUAGAAUAUAAGCCCAUUGAUAAAAGUUCCUAGCAAAACUGACGGUCAAAUACUCACGGGUUAUCAUCGGGUUUGAUACAGGUACAGUGCCGGUUACAGCCCUUAUCCUCAUCCCUAAGGUCUUCUGUUGGAUUGUAUUCGUGGCCAAAAGCGUAACAUUUAUCAUCCGAUCUGGUGUUCAAGUGAUCACAGUUGUACCUCAGGGGACAACAAUCCUCUGGAUCUUUGUAGACUGGUUCGCAUCCGAUGUCGUUGUAGUACUUUAUCGGUCCAGCACACUUGUCCACGGUACAUCCUGAUGGAGGAGGGAAAUGAUGAAUUUAUUAUGAAUAUCUGGUGAUAUUGUGACAUUUGAUCUGGUCUCAUUUAAUUUAUCAUUUUUGGAACAAUCUGUGCCUUUGCUUUUGCCUGAAUGAAAAAAAUAGGCUUCCGGGUAACCAGAUUGUUCAUCAAUCGGUCUUACCUGGCUUCAAAGUCGGAAGUGCCACCGUCAAGGUGAUGCAGAGGGUACAGAGAAAAGCACCAAUCUGGCCGUUCAUGGUGAUAGUCUCAAUCGCUAUGAAACUCCCAGUGUUAGAUCAAGUCAUUUUAUACAUCACGCAAUUAUUGGAUGUCGGUGGGAAACUGCAAUGAAUAAUAUUAAACAAAGACUUAUCGCCUGUCAGAUAGACUUAUGUAAUGUGUUCAACUUUAAAGAUUUUUUCACUUACUGAUACACUGCUAUAACAUUCAUUAGAUGUGCAAAUGCUUCAAUGAUAUCUAAGGUCAAAUCGAUGUCUAUUAGAGGAUUAAACUUGAGUAGGAUGAGAUAACUCCGGGGUAAAAUAAAGAUAAUGAUGGACGGAGAUUAACAAAUCCAUUAAUGCCACACCUGUUUUUAUUCUGUUGGACGUUCUCGGACGAAAAUAGGACUUUCCUGAUGUACAUGGCUUAUUCCGUACAUUAAGAUGAUAAAGACCAUACAUCAAUGACGCAUAGGUUGUCUUUGAAUCUUAAAGUUGAUUUGAAGUGUUGUAAGUACGCAAAACAAUGAUUUUGUCAACUAAAUAAAUUGUUGUACAGUAAGUUAUUUAUUUAAAUCACACCGCACAUAUCUAAUUUUUCAUUCUUCAUAUCGAACUCGUAAGAAUUCUGUUUAUUUUGAGAUUGUUGACAAAUUGUAUCAACUAAGAUAGUGAGGGGUAUUGAAAAUGUACCAGAAAUAAAAUUAUUGUGUAAUUUUAUUAAUGAUGUCAGCUUACUUGUAUGUUAUAGACGUCAACUUGACUUUCCAAUAAUGAAGAAACAGAAUUCUAUGUUUGAAAAAUUGGAAAUCUGAUUGCUCAUCAAGUCGGGUGAGUACUUUAGUGUAUUCAAGAAUAUUGUUUUUAUUCCACGCGUAUUAUACUACAGUAAUUUUUUUUAUGUUUAAGCCUUUUUCUCAUGAGAAUCAGCCAAAUCUUCAGCAGUAAUAUAACAUGCGUCCUUGGGGAAUUUCAGACAAGUAGCAACAGGUGGAACGUCACAUAUACAUUUGAUACAAUCUAGAGUA
Diachasmimorpha longicaudata is the source of this 5966-nucleotide messenger RNA. Its product is annotated as odorant receptor 63a-like. The transcript is spliced from 7 exons. The coding region runs from base 1556 to 2815 and encodes 419 amino acids. The record is from RefSeq and is a predicted model, not a curated record. Gene Ontology annotation, biological process: sensory perception of smell; detection of chemical stimulus involved in sensory perception of smell. Gene Ontology annotation, cellular component: plasma membrane. Gene Ontology annotation, molecular function: olfactory receptor activity; odorant binding. Lineage: Eukaryota; Metazoa; Arthropoda; Insecta; Hymenoptera; Braconidae.